AUGGGCGGCGCCCUCACGUUCGCCGCGGCGCAGCACGCGGGCGUCGACUGCGCGGCGCCGUUUUACGGCACGCCCGACCCGGCGGUCUGCACCCCCGAUGAGAUCAAGGUCCCGGUGCAGGCGCACUUUGGCAAGCUGGACACGUUUGUCGGCUUCAGCGACCCCCCCACCAUUGAGAAGGUGUAUGAGAAGAUGAAGGGGGCCGGGUGCAAUGUGGAGCUCUUCACGUACGACGGGUCUGGCCAUGCAUUCAUGAAUGCCCUCACCGAGUCCGGGCGCCAGAAGAUCAAGACCAUCGGCCAGGCGUCGCCGCCGGAGGAGGAAGUCAAAGCGGCGUUUGACCGGCUGAUCUCGUUCUUGAAGAAGCACCUCGCUGAAUGA
Messenger RNA from Monoraphidium neglectum, 381 nucleotides. RefSeq names its product carboxymethylenebutenolidase. The transcript is spliced from 5 exons. Bases 1 to 381 code for a protein of 126 amino acids. Gene Ontology annotation, molecular function: hydrolase activity. The record is from RefSeq and is a predicted model, not a curated record. Lineage: Eukaryota; Viridiplantae; Chlorophyta; Chlorophyceae; Sphaeropleales; Selenastraceae.